AUGUUUGAUUCGUGUGCGCAGCAGCAUAGAGCAGACUUGAAGCCGCAAGAGGAUGCUGGCGAGCGGCUAGGAACAUCGCCCGACAGACGUACGAACAGUCGCAUCGACGGGCCACAAGUGCCUGACGUCAAGCUGCGCCGAGCGGUCGGGUCCACUGGAGACUGA
This is a messenger RNA of Heterobasidion irregulare TC 32-1, 165 nucleotides long. RefSeq lists its product as uncharacterized. The transcript has a single exon. NCBI's taxonomy places the organism in Eukaryota, Fungi, Basidiomycota, Agaricomycetes, Russulales, Bondarzewiaceae. The record is from RefSeq and is a predicted model, not a curated record. Bases 1 to 165 code for a protein of 54 amino acids.